AUGCGGAUGGGAGAAGUGACAAUACCUUCGAUGCUUUUAAAAAGAAAGUCGCCAGCCCAGAAGGGCUCUGAGAAGUCACUGAAUUUAUGGCAAGUCACCGAGCUGGGUCUCGCCCAGUUGAUCGUGCUCGCAUCGCAGACCUGGGCGCGUUCGACCUGUGUUACCGCAAAAUACAAAAAUUCUGGUGCUGGAAGCGGUUUGGGCCCUUUCAUUCUGAUGGAAUAUAUCGCGAAUGCCUCCAACCUUACCACCCAGAUGAGAGCUCCUGGAUACAAAAGGGGUGACCGUCCAAUCCUCAACGCGCACAUUGAGGGCACCAAGCUCGAGUUUUUCUACAGUCAAGUCGCGGAUAUCCUGCUGGAACUCUCAAAGCCCUCAUUAGACAAAAUUGGUUCUUUGGCUGGCGAUUCAACUUCUUGGUCGAUCGAUGACCGGCCAUUGGCAAUGAAUAUGAAUGAGCUUGUCCAGCUUGGUAACUUCCCACGCAGCAAACUGCCAUCCUCUACCUUUGACACUGCUUCAUCUUAUUAUCAGAUGUUGGCCGAGACUUAUUUCACGCAUCUAUCAACACAAGGGAAUGAUGCUGUUGAAUCUGAAAAAGACUACUGUUUUCCCAAAGUCCGAGAGGAUGCUGCCAUCUGCAGUGGAACUUUGACAGACGCACAGCGCCUCUCUGGACGGAUGCCGGAGAGCUGGGAGAAUGGAGACUUCUGGGUCAACUACGGCGCGCGGAAAAGUUGGGCAUUCGAAAUGAAAUUUUAUGGUGGCGGUGAUCGCGAAGUCUUGAGGAGCGUACUGCCCUGCUUUGCAGUCAAGAGGGGAUAUUGUUAUUCAUCAACAGCUGCAUCUUCUUACAGACAGAUGAAGGAUGAAGUCGAUCUGAGAUCUGGAUUUGUCGAAGGGUGGACAAAGAACGAGUGGCCCACACCAUCGGUCCAAAAAGUGGGUUAUCGUUAUGGCUGCAUAGGAACAAUGGCACAGGUGAAUUGCCAGCUUGGAGCCUGUUUGGCAUUGGGUGAGAUCGGACACGAGGAGAUCAUAUCAGGUGGAGUUACUCUGUACUUCCCAUCACCGGGUGCCGGACCGACUGGCGGGAUUUAA
Rasamsonia emersonii CBS 393.64 is the source of this 1101-nucleotide messenger RNA. RefSeq lists its product as uncharacterized. The record is from RefSeq and is a predicted model, not a curated record. The transcript has 4 exons. The coding region runs from base 1 to 1101 and encodes 366 amino acids. Lineage: Eukaryota; Fungi; Ascomycota; Eurotiomycetes; Eurotiales; Trichocomaceae.